This is a messenger RNA of Alexandromys fortis (reed vole), 4552 nucleotides long. It is a transcript of the gene Exoc7, whose product is annotated as exocyst complex component 7. The record is from RefSeq and is a predicted model, not a curated record. Gene Ontology annotation, cellular component: exocyst. Bases 63 to 2117 code for a protein of 684 amino acids. Gene Ontology annotation, biological process: exocytosis. Gene Ontology annotation, molecular function: phosphatidylinositol-4,5-bisphosphate binding. Lineage: Eukaryota; Metazoa; Chordata; Mammalia; Rodentia; Cricetidae. The transcript is spliced from 19 exons.
CGGAAGCCGAGCGGGCGUCUGAGCGAAGUCAGCGAGGAGUGGGAUCGGGGCUGUCCGCUGCGAUGAUCCCACCGCAGGAGGCUUCCGCCCGGCGGCGGGAAAUCGAGGACAAGCUGAAGAAGGAGGAGGAGACGCUGUCCUUCAUCCGAGACAGCCUGGAGAAGAGCGACCAGCUCACUAAGAACAUGGUGUCUAUCCUCUCGUCCUUCGAGAGCCGGCUCAUGAAGCUGGAGAACUCCAUCAUCCCCGUGCACAAGCAGACGGAGAAUCUGCAGAGGCUGCAGGAUAAUGUAGAAAAGACAUUAUCCUGCCUGGACCACGUCAUCAGCUAUUACCAUGUAGCCAGCGACACUGAGAAGAUCAUCAAGGAGGGUCCCACAGGCAGAUUGGAAGAAUACCUGGGAAGCAUGGCCAAAAUCCAGAAGGCUGUGGAGUAUUUUCAGGACAACAGCCCAGACAGUCCAGAGCUCAACAAAGUGAAGCUGCUGUUUGAGCGGGGGAAGGAGUCCCUGGAGUCUGAGUUCCGCAGUCUGAUGACCCGGCACAGCAAGGUUGUCUCCCCUGUGCUCAUCCUGGACCUGAUCAGUGGUUAUGAUGACCUGGAGGUCCAGGAAGAUGUGGCCCUGGAGCACCUGCCUGAGGGUGUGCUCCAGGAUGUCAUCCGCAUCUCCCGCUGGCUGGUGGAGUACGGCCGGAACCAAGACUUCAUGAAUGUCUACUACCAGAUCCGCUCUAGCCAGCUGGACCGCUCCAUCAAAGGCCUGAAGGAGCAUUUCCGCAAAAGCAGCUCCUCCUCUGGGGUGCCCUACUCCCCUGCCAUCCCCAACAAGAGGAAAGACACACCUACCAAGAAGCCCGUCAAGCGGCCAGGGACGAUCCGUAAGGCUCAGAACCUUCUGAAACAGUAUUCCCAGCAUGGUCUAGAUGGGAAAAAGGGGGGCUCUAACCUCAUUCCUCUGGAAGGGAGAGAUGACAUGCUGGAUGUGGAGACUGACGCCUACAUUCACUGUGUCAGCGCCUUUGUCAAGCUGGCCCAGAGCGAAUACCAGCUGCUGACGGACAUCAUCCCCGAGCACCAUCAGAAGAAAACCUUUGACUCCUUGAUUCAGGAUGCACUGGACGGACUGAUGCUUGAGGGGGAGAACAUCGUGUCUGCUGCCAGGAAAGCCAUCAUCCGCCAUGACUUCUCCACAGUGCUCACAAUCUUCCCCAUCCUGCGGCACCUCAAGCAGACCAAGCCUGAGUUUGACCAGGUGCUCCAGGGCACAGCAGCCAGCACCAAGAACAAGCUGCCCAGCCUCAUCACCUCCAUGGAGACCAUUGGAGCCAAAGCACUAGAAGACUUUGCUGACAACAUUAAGAAUGAUCCAGACAAAGAAUACAACAUGCCCAAGGAUGGCACCGUCCACGAGCUCACAAGCAACGCCAUCCUUUUCCUACAGCAGCUUCUGGACUUUCAGGAGACGGCAGGUGCCAUGCUGGCCUCUCAAGAAACCAGCUCUUCGGCCACCAGCUACAGCUCCGAGUUCAGCAAGCGCCUGCUGAGCACCUAUAUCUGCAAAGUCUUGGGAAACCUGCAGCUGAACUUGCUGAGCAAGUCCAAGGUGUAUGAGGACCCAGCACUGAGCGCCAUCUUCCUACACAACAACUAUAACUACAUCCUCAAGUCCUUGGAGAAGUCUGAGCUGAUCCUGCUGGUGGCUGUGACCCAGAAGACUGCUGAGCGUUCCUACCGGGAGCACAUCGAGCAGCAGAUCCAGACCUACCAGCGCAGCUGGUUAAAGGUGACUGAUUACAUCACAGAGAAGAAUCUUCCGGUGUUACAGCCUGGAGUCAAGCUCCGGGACAAGGAGCGGCAGAUAAUUAAGGAACGUUUCAAGGGCUUCAAUGAUGGCCUUGAAGAUCUGUGCAAGAUUCAGAAGGCCUGGGCCAUUCCAGACACAGAGCAGAGGGACAAGAUUCGACAAGCUCAGAAAACCAUUGUCAAGGAGACCUAUGGGGCCUUUCUGCACAGGUAUGGCAGCGUGCCCUUCACCAAGAAUCCCGAGAAGUACAUCAAGUACCGUGUGGAGCAGGUGGGCGAAAUGAUCGAUCGCCUUUUCGACACCUCUGCCUAAGCCUGCCCGUGUGCUGCCUCGUUCCUCCAGACUCCCACGUCAUUGGACUGAUUUAGUAUACCCCUGCGCCGGGAACCCUGUCCCUGCUGUUUGCAGCUCCCCUGCGGCCCACAUCUCCUGUCACACUAGCACUCGCCCAGAAUAUGGGGUCCUCUCACGUUGGGCUUCAUUGUGGAGUGCAGCCAGCAGGGGCCCCAAGAUGACUUCGGAGACAGAGGCUGAUGCCCCUAGCUGCUGUGUGGGAGCCAAGAAUGAGAUGACAGACUCCACCCUGGUCUACUUCCAUCCUCUUCAGCCCACAGAUGAGCGGGCUCAAAGAACAGGCCAAAUGGCAGCCAGCAGAGCUGGAGGCCAGGUUGUCAUGUGACCUGCUCCCUGGGACUUGUGCAGUAGCCCCAGUUCUCUGGAAUGCCCUGCUACCUGGGAGUCCCCUGGUGACAGGAGGUGGGAGGGCUCUUUCUCUGGUCCCUUUGGAUCUAGCACACUGUAACAAGUGUUUGGAGGAGUUGUAAACCGCCCUGUGGGGGCAGCCCCUCGGGUAUCUGUUCCCUGGCUCCCAGCUUCUGUGCUCACAGCCCAGGGCAUGCAGCGGUGGCUACAGAAAGUUUAGCCUAGAAGCAUGAGGGGCAGGGAACUGGCGGACAAAGGGGAGCAAUUCAGGAGCAAAGUGUGAGGCUGUGAGGGUGAAGCUGGGCUGUAGGUUGGCAAUGAACAGCUGUGUCAGGAAGGCAGACCCUUAGGGUACAUUUGGGUGAUGGCUUGUUUUGCUUUUAUACACGGGGCACUCGGGAUCCAUGUGCCUCCUGCUAGAGAAUGGAGCUGACCCUCUUUAGAGACAGUGUCCUAGCCAUAGGAACUGUGCUGUACCCUCAAAUCUGUAUCCCUAGGCCCCACCCUGUUAUAGACUGGGUUGUCCACCAGGAGGCUACCUUGCUAGGGGCCAGGUCACACUUGCACGCGUCCCACAUCCAGACUGGCCACAUACAUGACCUGACUGCACACCACACUCCCACAUACAUGACCUGACUGCACAUCACACUCCCACAUACAUGACCUGACUGCACACCACACUCCCACAUACAUGACCUGACUGCACACCACACUCCCACAUACAUGACCUGGCUGCACAUCACACUCCCACAUACAUGAGGAAGAAGGUGGCUCAGCAACUGUAGCUCGGCCUUUCCUAACUCUUUCCUCUUCCAGGAGCUGCUGGCAAGGAAAGGAACUGUCUUCCAGAGCAGAAAGGUGAAAGGGCUUCUUAGUCCAGAGUGUCCCUUCUUUAGUUGGACUAAUUAAAGUUUGGGUCUGGUUCUUCCUAAGCCUCCUCCAGAGGAAGAAGCACCGUUGAGAGAAAUUUGCCAAGCAUGAGCUUCUCUCAGGGGCCAUCUGGGCCUUUGGGGGGAAUGAUUCUGCCUGGCUUCAUAAAUGCUUCUACCUGGGGAGAGAAAGAUGGCACCCAAGCCAGGUGCCAGCAGACAGAUGCCGAAAGCCUGCAGCCACCCAGUCUCCGAGUCUGGCCGGCUGCAGGUGUGCAGCUUACCACUCUGCUCUGUUCCAUCCCCACGAGCCGCACUCCCAGGAUGGGCCUUACCCUUGCCUACCCUCCACACUAGGUCCUGGACUCUUCCCAUCACUCAGUUCCCCUCUGGGCACAGGCUUGGGGCUGCUCUUGUCUCCAGGGCUAUGUCUCCAUGGCAGCCUUGGUGCUGAGGAAGUGCAGCAGCAGGUGAAGAAGUCAGCUGCCGUUGGAAGGGACGGAGGCUGGACCUGGACCCAACUGGUCUUGGUGGGAGCAGGGGAGCAGGUCUUACUGAGCAGUGGAUUACAGGAAGAAGAACUGGACAGAGCCUGCACUGGGGAGGAGUGGAAGGCAAGGAAGUCAAGCAACAGUGUCACUUUGUAGGCAGUGCACAUAGUGGUUUGACCCUCACGCAUCGGCCAAUAGCAGUGUCUCCCUGGGAACCAGCCCCACCAAGAUGGACUUGGGCUCAGUGUUCUUCGGGUACAUCUUGGAAGGAAAAAGGCAUUUCCUGGGUGUGGAGAGAGCAGGCAGAAGAGAGACCACCAUGCCUCUGGGGAUAUUUAUACCAUCACUCCCCUCCACCGGGCUCUGCCAGCCUCUUCCCAGGUGGACUCUGUCACUGGGAAGCAGGACAUGGGAUGCCCGAGUGGGACCUGAGCUUUCCUGUCAUGAGCUGCAUGUUCUUUCUUGACACAAUCUCCUCUACCACAUGGACCUGGAACUCCAGCUCCGUCACUGAAAGGGGUAGGAUACAAGUCCCGGAAGCUGCAGGCUUCUGAGGGCUGGUGGGAGAGGGAGCCAAUCCACAAGGUCUCCCUGGCCUUUGGGGGCAAACCGGAUGGCCUCCAGUUAAAGAAGAGCCUUAGACGCAGUUGAGUUGUCCUUGUGGAAAUAAAUGCACUUGACAGCA